AGAGCCCUCUACAGGGAUGUCAUGCAGGAGAACUACGAGACGGUGACCUCGCUGGGAUUUCCCAUUCCCAAACCUGAGCUUAUCGCCCGGCUGGAACGAGGGGAAGAGCUGUGGGUGUCCGAUCUCCAGGAUUUGAAGGACAGAAGGCUUGUGAGAUGCACCAGCACAGCAGGUGCUGAGCGAGGGAGUGAGAACAAGGAGGGGAAUCAUCACGAGGCAGUUCCUGAGGAAGUGGAACCACAGGGGACCUUUUUGGGAAGAGCUGAAGGGAAUUUUUCCCAUUGCUGGAAUCAGGGAGAAGCCUGGGGAAAUUGGCACAGGUCAGAGAGGCUUCUGAUAAACCAGCCCAGGAAGAAAGUGGAUGAAUCUAUUAAUGGUGGGGGAGGAGACGAGAAUCCCAGAGAGCAGCAGACAAAUCCCAAGGAAGAGACACCCUGGCACUGCCUUGAGUGUGGGAAAGGAUUCAUUGUGAGAUCACAACUUGUUACACAUCAGACAGUUCAUACGGGAGAGAAACCAUUUCAGUGUUUGGACAGUGGGGAAAGCUUCAGUAAGCACACAGAUCUUAAUAACCAUGGGAGAAGGCACACUGUAGACAAGCCCAUUCAAUGCGUUGAAUGCGGGAAAUGUUUCAGUUCAAAGUCAGCACUAAAUUCACAUGAGAAAAGCCACACAGGAGAGAGACCCCAGAAGUGCUUGGACUGUGGGAAAAGUUUCACAUGGAGGAGGGCGCUUGUUAGACAUCAGAAAAUCCAUACAGGAGAGAGACCCCACAAGUGCUUGGACUGUGGGAAAAGUUUCACAUGGAGGUCAUACCUUGUUAAUCAUCAGGCAAUCCACACAGGAGAGAGACCCCACAAGUGCUUGGACUGUGGGAAAAGUUUCAUGCUGAGGUCACACCUUGUUCAUCAUCAGGCAAUCCACAAAGGAGAGAGACCCCACAAGUGCUUGGAUUGUGGGAAAAGUUUCAUAAGAAAGUCACACCUUGUUCAACAUCAGGCAGUCCACACAGGAGAGAGACCCCACAAGUGCUUGGACUGUGGGAAAAGUUUCUCAUGGAGACCGGCGCUGGUGAAGCAUCAGAGAAUCCACACAGGAGAGUGACUCUAUAAGUGCUUGGACUGUGGGAAAAGUUUCACAUGGAGAUCAGAUCUCGUUCAACAUGGAAGAAUCUACACAAGAGAGAGACCCCCACAAGAGCUUAGACUGUGGGAAAAGUUUCAGACACAGAUUAUACCUCAUUAAAAAUGGGAGAAUCCACACAGGAUGGACGUGGUCCACUCCCAAUGACUGAUGAGGAGGGGUCAAUACCAACAAAGGGAAAAUUGCUUUUGUAGUGAGCCAGCCACUCCCAGUCCCUAUUCAGGCCCAAAUUGAUGGUGUUAAGUGUACAAAUGAAUUGUAGCUCUGGAGUUUCUCUCUGAAAUCAGUUUUUGAAGUUUUUUGGUUGAAGGAUGGCUACCUUUAAAUCUGUUAUUGAAUGUCCAAGGAGAUUGAAAUAUUCUGCUACGGGC
Chelonia mydas (Green sea turtle) is the source of this 1514-nucleotide messenger RNA. RefSeq names its product zinc finger protein 23-like. The record is from RefSeq and is a predicted model, not a curated record. Bases 22 to 1104 code for a protein of 360 amino acids. The transcript has 4 exons. Gene Ontology annotation, biological process: negative regulation of transcription by RNA polymerase II; regulation of cytokine production; regulation of immune system process. NCBI's taxonomy places the organism in Eukaryota, Metazoa, Chordata, Testudines, Cheloniidae.